This is a messenger RNA of Umbelopsis ramanniana AG, 3872 nucleotides long. RefSeq lists its product as uncharacterized. Gene Ontology annotation, cellular component: mitochondrion; gamma DNA polymerase complex. The transcript has 3 exons. Gene Ontology annotation, molecular function: DNA binding; 3'-5' exonuclease activity; DNA-directed DNA polymerase activity. Gene Ontology annotation, biological process: mitochondrial DNA replication. The record is from RefSeq and is a predicted model, not a curated record. Bases 282 to 3710 code for a protein of 1142 amino acids. Lineage: Eukaryota; Fungi; Mucoromycota; Umbelopsidomycetes; Umbelopsidales; Umbelopsidaceae.
UGGACCGCAUGAUCAUUUAUUUCUUUAUUUUCUCUAAGCAUUCACCAGCUUAUUUGCCUCGUUUCAUUUCAUUUACGCCUUUUUGCUCUUAGAAUAACUUUUGCUUCGGGGGGAGGAAGUGACUCAGUUUGCAACGCCCAUCUUCGCAGCAAACCGUCACGUGUAACCCUCUUUCUGCUCUGUUGCAGAAAAGAGUUGCGCUUAAAAUCUGUGGAAUUUUUUUCUGGCUUUGAGCCUCAGCUAGCAUUUAGAAAAAAGUUGCCAUUCCUUGAAUUUGAUACAUGCUCAAAGCAAAUCACCCAGUCUGUCUGGUUCAGAGACACUGGAGAGCAAGACGUUCAUGGACAUGCCUUCAAGUUCGCCUCAAAGUCUCUGUAGCGACGGACCGAGAAGCCGUAGAAACCUUCAACCCUGUAAAUGUACAGUUGCUGUCGUCGGCACUACAUAAGCAAAUUUUUCCAAAGAAUUCGAAAGAACCAUGCGAUAUAGCCACGCGACAAGAGUAUGCUCGUCAACACCUAGAGUUGCAGCAUAUUUGGGGAAAGUCGACCGACAAGAUUCCGGAUAUUUCAUUUCAAUUGCCAAAACUCACCGGCCGUGACUUAGAAGAACAUUUCUUGCGCAUUGGAAUUGAACAAUCUGGCUCGUAUAUGCAAAAGGCGAAGGAGAUUGCCGUCACUGACUUACCACAACAGCCAAAGGAAUGGAGCCGGCAGAGUGGAUGGACACGAUAUGAUCCAAAAAGUGGAAAGAAGGAGAAAGUCGAUCAUCCACUCGAAAACAUAUUGACCUUUGAUGUCGAAACGGCUGUAGCAGUGGGUCCACAGCCUAUCAUGGCUACUGCGGCAUCACCCCAAGCUUGGUAUUCCUGGGUAUCACCUUAUUUGUUCGGAGAAAGCGACCAUCCCAAUCACCUUAUACCAUUUGGAAAAACAGGCAAUGAGCGAAUUGUUAUCGGACAUAACGUUGGGUUUGAUCGAGCCCGUAUUUUGGAAGAGUACAACACCUCAUCUUCCAAACUCGGAUUUUUAGACACCAUGAGUAUGCAUAUUGCGGUUUCAGGAUUGUGCUCACAGCAGCGACCAGCAUGGAUGUCGGAAAUCAAACGUCGAAAUAUCGGCAAAGUGUCGACAUCUUCGAAUUCGGAUACGCAUUCGGUGAUGGAUAGCGUAUCACAAAAUAUGGACGUAGGAAGCAAUUCCUUUUUUGAUGUCAGUGCGUUAAACAGUCUCAAAGAUGUGGUGAAAUUUCAUUGCAAUAUGGACAUGGACAAGUCAUCUCGCAAUAUUCUGGUGGACGGCCAACUGGAAGAUGUCCAACAAAAUUUCGAGGAACUGAUACGAUACUGUGCUACCGAUGUCGAUAUGACCCACCGUGUCUACAAAGCCUUGUGGCCCAAGUUCCAUGAAAACUGUCCUCACCCUGUCUCGUUCGCUGGAAUGCUGCAGAUGGGAAAUUCAAUUUUGACUGUGAAUGAACAUUGGGAAGAAUACCUGGCCAAUUCUGUUGCCAAACACAAGGAGUUGGAAGAUAUGCUGGACGUGAAACUUCAGGAAUUGGCAGAAAACGCUCGAGCUUUGGUGGGAAAGGACGAAGAAUGGCGAAAGGACCCUUGGCUAAGCCAGCUGGAUUGGUUUGUUAACCCAAGGCAACGUAAACUCAAAGGACAGCCCAAGUGGUAUAAAGACGCUUACGAUACCAAGGCAGACAAGCUCAAGAUUUCCACUCGGUCAAGAAUAGCACCACUGUUACUACGACUGAAAUGGCAAGACCACCCAAUUCACUAUCUCACCGAGCAUGGUUGGUGCUUUAAGAUUCCCAUUGCCAGAGCCGAUGAAGCGGGUAAUACCAAAAUUGUUUCUAUGGAUGAAGACUAUUUCUAUUACAAGAUACCUCACAAGGAUGGAGAAACAGCCAAUUGUGGCAAUCCCAUCGCCAAGAAUUAUUUGCAUUUUUUCGAAGAAGGUGUGCUCUCUUCGGAAUACGAUGCAGCACGCGAGGCACUCGAACUAAAUGCCAAAUCAGCCUACUGGAUCAGUUCUCGAGAGCGCAUAUUGGGCCAAUACGUUGUCUGGGAUGACGACGUUAAGGACAUGGGUCUUACCAAACGACCUGGUCAUGGCAAGAAUGGAAUCAUCUUACCUCAGAUGGUCACGAUGGGGACUGUCACACGACGAGCGGUGGAAAAGACUUGGCUCACUGCUAGUAAUGCCAAGGCCAAUCGAAUUGGUUCCGAGCUCAAGUCCAUGGUACAAGCUCCUCCAGGAUAUAAGAUUGUCGGUGCAGAUGUAGACUCCGAGGAACUGUGGAUAUCCAGUAUCAUUGGCGAUGCUCAAUUUGGAUUUCAUGGUGCAACCGCUUUGGGAUGGAUGACUCUGCAGGGAUCCAAAUCAGAAGGUACAGAUCUGCAUUCUAAAACGGCGCAGAUCUUGGGUAUCAGUCGAAAUAAAGCCAAGGUGUUCAACUAUGCUCGUAUCUAUGGCGCAGGCGCAAAAUAUGCCACUAGCCUCCUCAUGCAGUACAACCAAGACUUGGAUUUGGACGAAGCCAAACAAAAGGCGGCGGAGCUUUACUUGAGCACCAAAGGUGAAAAGGAAAGGUCCGUUCGAAAUCAAUUCAAACGAGCCUUUUGGCAUGGAGGCACGGAAAGCUACAUGUUCAAUGCGCUUGAAGAUAUCGCCUUAUGCAAGGAGCCCCGAACACCCAUCCUUGGCUGUGCCAUCACGGAUGCCUUAAAACCCAAAUAUGCUGGAACCCAAUUCCUGACAUCUCGUAUCAAUUGGGUCGUCCAAAGUUCGGCUGUCGACUAUCUCCAUAUGAUGAUUGUUUCCAUGUCUCAUUUGAUUGAUCGAUAUAACAUUGAUGCUCGCUUCAUGCUUUCGGUCCAUGACGAAGUACGGUAUCUCUCAAGUGAAAAAGAUCAGCAUCGUACUGCACUUGCCCUGCAAAUUGCCAACCUAUGGACUCGCGCUCUGUUUAGUUACAAACUUGGCAUUCCCAAUUUACCGCAAGCCGUUGCCUUCUUUUCAGCUGUGGACAUUGACCACGUUUUACGCAAAGAGCCCAAUAUGCAUUGCUUGACCCCAUCCAAUCCUAAUAAGAUAGAAGAAGGGAAAAGUUAUUCCGUUUAUGAAACGGUUGCUGAACUUGAAGAGCAAGCUAAAGUGAAUGGAUCCAAGCACCUUCUCGACAAUGAGAGACGAACCCUUGCCAGUCAACUACCUGAUACUGACAUUAUUCGACAGCUGGAGGAGCUCAAUCAGCUCCUACCGGAAAGUCGGAUGUGUGAACUAGACUAUCUCCAUGCCCAAAUGUUCCGAGAAUUUAAGCCAAACAAGAACCCAACCAAGCGUGGUGGUCGUGCCACGGAGGUCAAGGUUUCCAAGAAAUCCGCUGUCAAAAAGAUCGCUCAAGAAGAAGUUGAUGAAGCUGAAACCGACGAGUCUAUCACCGUGGGUAGCAAAGAUGACGAUCGUCUGCUGUACCUCAAAUACGAAGACGGGACCAUGCCUAGAUCCAGCGUUCGAGUGAUUCAAUCUAAAGUGCCGACAUUUAAACGAUCUAACGAAGACUCGUCUAGUUUAUUUAUUCCGACGGGAGUCCUUGAUGCUUAUGUCAGACCCGACCCUACGCCUGUGCGAUCUUCGUCGUCUUAUCGGUCGAUGAAGAAGCCCUCCAACCCUACCACUAUCAACUGGAUAUCGGCAUAGACACUGCAUAAAGUAUUUUUAAAUCAAACUUGUAUAUAACACUCACCUUAUGACAUUCUGCCUGCAACAUACAUCCCUAAUACAAAACAUUCACCCGCAUAUAAACGUUUCAAAAAGGAGGAUUUUAUGAUCAUGUUUUUUUAUAUCUCAAGUUUCAUAACG